AUGCUGGACACCAUCAGCAGCCAGUACGACUCCUUCAUCUACUGGAGGAUGCCGAUCCCGCGGCUGGAUGUGGCGGAGCUGGAGGGGCUGGAGCUCGGUGAUGUGACCCUCUACAAACCCAAGGCAGGGCUGGGCAAGCUCAGCAGCCAGCGGGAUCGGCUCCGCCAGGAUGUCCCCGACGAGGAGGACACUCUGCUGCAGUUCAACAGCUUUAACUUCUGGCGAGCUCCCAUCGCCAGCAUUAGCUCCUUAGAUUUCGACCUCAUUUGA
This is a messenger RNA of Chaetura pelagica (chimney swift), 270 nucleotides long. RefSeq names its product myeloid/lymphoid or mixed-lineage leukemia (trithorax homolog, Drosophila); translocated to, 11 (gene MLLT11). Gene Ontology annotation, biological process: apoptotic signaling pathway; positive regulation of DNA-templated transcription; positive regulation of mitochondrial depolarization. The coding region runs from base 1 to 270 and encodes 89 amino acids. The transcript has a single exon. The record is from RefSeq and is a predicted model, not a curated record. Gene Ontology annotation, cellular component: nucleoplasm; cytosol. Lineage: Eukaryota; Metazoa; Chordata; Aves; Apodiformes; Apodidae.